AUGAUGAAUACAAAUACAUCCAAAUUAUGGUCGAAAAAGAAUUAGCAACUCUGGCUCAUCCAGUAUUUCACGAGCUCUUAUAUGCUUCUCAGAAAUUCAUCCGUAAGGUUGAGAAGCCCUAUAGUGUUAGCUUACGUGAUGUCAAGCGAGCUAUAACGUUGGUAAAAUUCUUUUAUAAAUCUCUUGAAAAUCGCCCGGUUUAUAUUAAGGGUUAUAAAUAUCCACCAUCUGGAAAUCCGACCGCAAGAACGAGGUCUUAUAUUUUAGCGCUUAGUCUUUGUUACCAUUCUCGACUAUAUGAUCAAAAGUUACGUAGGCAAUAUCGUCGCGAAAUGGGAGAAAUAUUACAAAGUCACAACGCUUUUGUGGGAGAGCAUAUGUUUGCUAAAGUUAUUCGUGAAGAACAGGAAGAUUACAUUAAUAGAAUGCAAUGUCCACCUAAUACAGCAAAAAAUGAAGCUUUAUUAGAGAAUGUUUUAGUUAUGAUUGUAUGCAUCUUAACAAGGAUUCCCUUAUUUUUAAUCGGAGCUCCUGGUUACGUUUCACCAAGCUUUAAAUGCAUUCUUGUCAUGGAUGAAAAGAAUUUGGCUUUGGCCGAUCCGGCAUUCCUUAAUCGAUUUGAAAAACACAAAAUGUCAAUUCAUGAUACUCUUAAUGACAGGCACAAAUUACUUGUAGAAAAUUUGAGCAAUUGGGCAAGACAAAUUUCAACUUUAAUUGGAGUUAAUCAAAUAGCUCAUUUAUAUGAAAAGUUCACGCAGAAGGAUCUUUUCAUCGGUUUCGAUAAAGAUGAAGUUAUACAAAGUUUAGUAUUUGAUGUUACAAAGAGUAAUCCAAAAGCAGAAAAUGAAAAGAUUUUGAAAAUAUGCAGGGAGAGUCUAAUUGCGUUGAUAUCUCCAGGAGCAAUUUUAAGAGCCGAAUAUUCAAUUUUUGAUCGAGAUGAAAUUAUUAGAUUAAAACAUAAAAGAGUUUCCCAUGGUUUAAAGAAUAUUCCUGAUGAAUUAUCACAACAUAAAUUGAUUUCCAAAUCAAUUAAAGUGAUUCAUGCGCAAGAUGAUCAAUUCAUUGAUUAUGAAUGGAAUGAUAACAUAUUAAAGUAUAGUCAAUGGAACCCAAAAAUCGAACCGAAUACCAAUUUUAUAUUUGAUUUACGAAAAAUUGAAGAGAAACUUGCAAAAAAAUUGGUUUUUGAAAAAGUUCGUUUCGAAACAGAGGAUGAUGAUUUUUAUUUAAAAAAAUUUUCAUUUAAGCAUGAAUUAUUUAAUAAUUCACCAAGGAUACUUUUUGAUAUAAAGAGGCUGUUAACACAAGAGCCUAUUCCAGAAGAUAAAAGUCAAUUGAUUUUUGCGAUGUUUCAGCCAUCAAAUUCAUCAUUUAUCUUACGGAAUUCAUUAAAUUUAUCAGAAUUACAUUUUCUCCUGAAUUUAAUACUUUGCUUUAUCAAAGAAUUAUCAAUUAAGAAUAGAGAUGUUCUUAUUAUAGACUUUGUUAACCAAUGGUUAAAAUUAGCGAGAUAUGAUAUAACAUAUAUAAACAUAUUUAAUGAAUUUUCUUUAAAAUAUAUUGUAGCAUUAUAUGAAAUAAUUGAAGAGCAAGUUACUAACCUGAUAAUUCAUGAUCUUGAAGAUAAAUUUAAAGAUUCAUUAACUCAACUAAUGAAGGAUUCGAUUGAUAAUUGUGUUAAUUACCUUCCCGAACAAGAAUCUCAACUUAUUCCUGCCGAGGCACUUACCCUUUCCUUAAAAAGAUUUAUUUAUAGAUUUUUACUGGUUGAAUCUAAUAUUGCAGACUUAAAUCUGAGCAUGUAUUUCUUUGAUUUUACUUUGGAUUUGUGGACUAGUGAUAUCAAACAAGAAUUGGUCGAAAGAUUGUUUCCUACUUGUUUAUUAGUAUCACAUGCCUAUGAUAGUUAUAUCUAUAUCGUUAAUGAAGUGGAGAAAGCAAUGGUUGAUAAACAAAUUAAUCAAAAUCUUUCAACUGUAUCUUCAACUAGAAGAACUUUACAAAGAAUUAAAAAAGUCAAAACGGUUACAGAAUGA
Messenger RNA from Funneliformis geosporum, 2039 nucleotides. The record is from the annotation of a GenBank genome assembly. NCBI's taxonomy places the organism in Eukaryota, Fungi, Glomeromycota, Glomeromycetes, Glomerales, Glomeraceae.